Prorocentrum cordatum is the source of this 1512-nucleotide messenger RNA. Lineage: Eukaryota; Dinophyceae; Prorocentrales; Prorocentraceae. The record is from the annotation of a GenBank genome assembly.
GGACGCAUCUCCGGCCUGGCCGUGGAAGACCAGGAAGCGACGCUGCUCGGAGCAGCCAGGCAGGCGAUCGGAUGCGUCGUGAGCGACGCGGACAGCUGUAUUCGGCAGCUGUAUGACAAUGGUCCUUGCAGAUGCUGCUUCCAUGUCAAUUGCGAGCCCGUCUGCCUGCUGGAGCUCCACUCUUCGGUGCAACUGGGCGUGCAGGUCACUCAACUGCUGCGAGUGAUGCUGGUGGCAAACAGGCACGGGCAGGCCGCGGCCCUGCCGAGGCGCGCCCGGCACGGGGGCUGCCGCCGCGCCCGCGGCGCGCCUGGCCCGCUGGACCGCCCUGCUCGCGACCUGGUCGACGGGCGGCCCCGCGCCACGCCGCGGAGCUCGACCAGCGCGGACGAGUUCCUCAGCUGCCUGAGCAUGAUGAGACUUGGCGUCCUGGAACUGCUGUUCAAGGUCCUGAACUCGAGCAUCGGUCUCCGUGAGGCCAUGGCGCCCAUGGCAAAGGCGAGGCUGAAGGACAGGAUGGCCCUCUCGCAGCUGCUGCCGAGGUUCACGGACGAGCUCCCCAGUCACUGGACCCGGCCGCCCCCGCUCACUGAGCUGCUCAUGAUCAGUCCCGUCAGCCAGCCAGAGGAUCGCCUCGUCGAGUGGAUGGAGCGCUGCCUGGAGCGCGAGUGCGCCCGCACCCCCGCCCCGUGGAGCGCGGCGCGGGCGGUGGACUACCUGGAGGCUCCCCGAGCUGUCGACGGCCGCACGCCGCUGCACGUCGCGGCAGAGCUGGGCAUGUGCCGGUUCGUACGGCGGAUUGCUCGGGGAGGGGUCCGGGUGGACCUCCCCGACCAUCAGGGGCUGACUGCGCUGAUGGCCGCCGCUUCGGUCGGCCACGUGGAGGCGGUGGCGCUGCUGCUGGAGGCGGGCGCGGCCGUGGGCGUGGCGGACGGGGCCGGCAGGCGCCCGCUGCACCACGCAGUGCAGCCGCUGGAGGACUCCGUGGAGGUGGCGCGGCUGCUGCUGGGCGCCCGCGCGGAUGUCAAUGCGCGGGACGGGACUACUCCGCUGAUGCUGGCUGCGUCCAUGCGGCUGCCAGGGAUGACAAAGGCCCUGCUCGCCGCGGGCGCCGCGCCCGUUGCCUUCGGCGGCGACGGCCGGACGCCGCUAGAGCACACGCUGUCGGCGCGGCGCUGCUCGUCACCCUCGCCGCGGUGCUCUCCAGAAAGCGGGCCAGCGGGCGCUGGUGCCCCGCUGGCGACCACCCGGCUGUAUCAGCGCUGCAGGUGGGACAGCACGGGCGAGGAGGACGUCGGCGGGGCUUUGCUGCGGGCGGAGAGCGCGACCUUCGGCGCAUGGGCGCCGAGCCCGCCGAGGUGGAGCGCCUGCGGCGGGGCUGGUCCGGCAGGCGCCGCGGGCCCGGGCUGCCUGUGGCGGAGCGGGACCGCCUGCACGCGGCGCUGCCGCUGCUGCACUGACGGCGGGGGGGCUUCCGUCGGGUGCGGAGAGAAGAGAGAGGAUGACGGGUGA